This is a messenger RNA of Fonsecaea erecta, 1089 nucleotides long. RefSeq lists its product as hypothetical. Gene Ontology annotation, biological process: glucan catabolic process. Gene Ontology annotation, molecular function: hydrolase activity, hydrolyzing O-glycosyl compounds. Lineage: Eukaryota; Fungi; Ascomycota; Eurotiomycetes; Chaetothyriales; Herpotrichiellaceae. The record is from RefSeq and is a predicted model, not a curated record. The transcript has 2 exons. Bases 1 to 1089 code for a protein of 362 amino acids.
AUGGCUCGGUUAUCACUACUCUUGCUGCUAGUCAGCAUCGUUUCUCAGCCCACCUUGGCUGUGUACCAGUUGAUCCAAGACUACUCCGGGGACGCCUUCUGGCAAGGCUUCGACUUCUUCACCGACCCGGAUCCGACCGAUGGUCUCGUUCAAUUCCAGUCACUGGAACAGGCAAAUGCUACAGGCAUUGCGGGAUUCAUAGAAGGAGGAAAUGCAUCUUUCGCCAUCUACAUGGGCGUGGACACUGAAAAUGUCGCUCCGCAGGGUCGGGCCAGUGUACGUGUCUCAUCGGUGCAAUCUUAUCAACACGCUUUGGUUAUCGCCGACAUAGUUCACAUGCCCGGUGGCGUCUGCGGUACCUGGCCCGCAUUUUGGAUGGUCGGCGCAGACUGGCCAAACAACGGAGAGAUCGAUGUCGUCGAGGGAGUCAAUGAUCAACCUACGAACUCUAUGACUUUGCAUACCGGAGAGGGCGCAGUGGUGAGCAACGGCACCGACUUCUUGGGGGAACUGAUCACGUCGAAUUGCGACGUCAACGCCCCUAAUCAGCCGACGAACGCUGGAUGUUCAAUCGGCGACAUUUCCAAUCUGACAUUUGGACCCGAAUUUAACGAGGCCGGGGGAGGAGUGUUCGCAACCGAAUGGACGGCUGAUUUCAUCAAAAUAUGGUUUUUCCCACGCGGCUCCUUCCCAGACGACAUUGUCAGCAGCAAUCCCGACCCGUCCAAAAACUGGGGUACCCCGAACUCGCUGUUCCAGGGAUCAUUCAAUCUUGACGAUCAUUUCAAGAAUCUCCAGAUCGUAUUCGACACGACCUUCUGCGGGCAGUGGGCUGGUGCUGUUUGGAACACAUCCUCUUGCGCAUCUCUGGCACCGACCUGCGAAGACUACGUGGCGAAUAAUCCCGCAGACUUUGUCGAUGCGUACUGGGCGAUCAACACCUUGCAGGUAUUCCAAGAUGAUGGUUCGGGAGACGACAACGCGACGGCGGCGGCGAAUCCGGCGUUGGCGAAACGCACAGCUGCCGGGGAGGGGUAUGGAAAGCUUCAAUCAAAAUCUGGGAAGAGAGUGCUCCCGAUAUAUUCAUGA